Molecule: messenger RNA, 1847 nt
Organism: Neltuma alba
Lineage: Eukaryota; Viridiplantae; Streptophyta; Magnoliopsida; Fabales; Fabaceae
Product: TMV resistance protein N-like
Exons: 3
Coding region: 95-1753 (552 amino acids)
Biological process (GO): defense response; signal transduction
Molecular function (GO): ADP binding
Source: RefSeq, a predicted model, not a curated record
UCAGCAAAGAAGACAGAGAGAGAUUCGGGAGAUUAAUCAGAGUCCCACGGGUGCUGCAGCUUCAAGUCUAUUGAAAGGGGGGUAGAGAGAGCGUAUGAACUGCACCCUGAAAAAAACUACGGUGGUUUCUGCUUCCUCAAGAUCUGGCUCUAGGCCAAAUGCUCCGAGAAAGUAUGAUGUAUUUGUAAGUUUUAGAGGCGAUACCCGCAACAACAUCACCAGCCAUCUUCAUGCUGCUCUCAAACGAGAAUUCAUUUUGUCCUUUCGUGACGAUAAGCAAAUAGAGAAAGGUAAUGAAAUCACACCAUCGCUGAUCCAAGCAAUCAAGGAUUCCAGCGUAUCUAUAAUAGUCUUCUCAAAAGACUAUGCUUCCUCAAGAUGGUGCCUGGAUGAACUCGCCCAAAUCAUGCAGUGCAGAAAGGAUGAGGGCCAGUUUGUUAUCCCCAUCUUCUACAAAGUUGACCCCUCACAUGUUCGAAAGCAGACCGGAGUUUAUGAGAAGGCAUUUGAACAACAUGAGAAAGAUUUCAUGAAUAACCCAGAAAGGGUGAAUAGAUGGAAAGCAGCUCUUUCUGAAGCUGGCUAUUUAAGCGGCAGGCACUACCAUGACUUCACGGAUGAAUCCAAUUUAAUUCAAGAAAUUAUCACUGAUAUUAGCACGAAACUAGAACAAAUACAUAAUCGUGGACAAACAUUAAAAGAUGUGGUUGGAAUGGAUGAAAUGAUCGAACCCAUUGAAGAGUUACUAGGAAAAUUUCAAAGAGUUGGAAUUUGGGGGAUGGGCGGUGUAGGGAAGACCACAAUGGCAAAUGCUGUAUUUGCCAAAUUAUCUUCUCGGUAUGACAAUUGCUGCUUCUUGGAAAAUAUUAGGGGAAAAACAGAAAAACUUGGAUUGGAAAGUGUUUGUAGCUCUCUUGUCUCGGAGCUGCUAGGGCAAGAUAUGCCAAGUAACACGUCAAAUGUUUUAAGAAAUGCCUUUGUUGCCAGAAGGCUCGGUAGGCAAAAAGCUAUGGUUGUGCUUGAUGAUAUUGAUAGUUUUGACCAAUUUGAGGGUUUGCAGGAAAACAUAUGUAAUUUCUUAGGAGAAGGCAGUAAAGUUAUUAUAACAACAAGAAAUAGGAAAUUGCUUCAGGGAAAAGGUUAUGAAAUACUUGAGGCCAAGGGAUUGAGUUAUCACAAUUCGCGUCAACUUUUCAUCCGCAAGGCCUUUGGAUCAGACUAUCCAGAACACGGAUAUGAACAGCUCAUAGAAGGGUUUGUAGAAUAUACUCGGCACAAUCCCUUGGCUUUAACAGUUCUGGGUUCAUAUGUUCACUCUGAAGAUAAAAGGUUAUGGGAUGGUGUGUUGACAAAACUACGAGCAAGGAGUCCAAAUGACGAAAUUCAAAAGGUGUUGAGAUUGAGUUAUGAUGGAUUAGCCUAUGAAGAGAAGCAAACUUUCCUAGACAUUGCAUGUUUCUUAAAGGGUGAAAAUGAAGCAUUUGUAGAAGAGCUAUUAAAGAGCUAUGAAUUCCAUCCAACUGUUGGCAUGCAAAACCUUAAAGAUAAGGCUCUGAUUGUCACAACCAAUGGAAAAGUUGAGAUGCAUGACUUAAUACAGGAAAUGGGCUUACAAAUUGUUCGUGAAGAGAAUAUCAGUGAACCUGGAAAAAGGAGUAGAUUAUGGGAUCCUAGCGAAAUCUAUGAUGUAUUGAAAAAUUGUGAGAUGAAUUGGGUAUUGCAGCAGGUCUUGAGUCAAUUUCUACCAAAAUAAGGUACUUCCACUGGGCAGGAUACCCAGGAAAGUCCUUGCCAUCAAAUUUUUGUGCUGAGCUUCUUCUUGAACUUAACUUGGAAUGGAGCCGGGU